This is a messenger RNA of Otolemur garnettii (small-eared galago), 1879 nucleotides long. RefSeq names its product zinc finger protein 791. NCBI's taxonomy places the organism in Eukaryota, Metazoa, Chordata, Mammalia, Primates, Galagidae. The record is from RefSeq and is a predicted model, not a curated record. The transcript has 3 exons. Gene Ontology annotation, biological process: regulation of cytokine production; regulation of immune system process; negative regulation of transcription by RNA polymerase II. The coding region runs from base 89 to 1723 and encodes 544 amino acids.
AUUGGCCUUUGAGGAUGUAUCUGUGAACUUCAGCCAGGAGGAGUGGGCUCUGCUGGAUCCUUCACAGAAGAAACUCUACAAAGAUGUGAUGCAGGAAACACUCAAGAACCUGGCCUCUAUAGGAAAAAAAUGGAAAGAUCAGAACAUUGAAGAUCAGUAUAAAAAUCAGGGGAGAAAUCUAAGACGCCAUAUGGUUGAGCCACUCUGUGAAAGUAAAGAAGGUAAUUGGUAUGGAGAAAUCUUUAAUCCAAAUCUCGCUCUUACAAAGCAAACCACUGGAAUGAAACCACAGGAAUGUAGUAUGUGUGGCAAAGUGCUCAUGCGGCGUUCGUCCCUUACCAGACACAUGAGGACUCACACUGGAUGCAAAUUAGAUGAGAAGCCAUAUAAAUGUAAAGAAUGUGGGAAAGCCUUUAGUUAUCUCAAAUCUUUUCAAAGACAUGAGAAGACUCACACUGGAGAAAAACUCUAUAGUUGUAAACAAUGUGGAAAAACCUUCAUAUAUCACCAGCGCUUUCAAACACAUGAACGGACUCACAUUGGAGAGAAACCCUAUCAAUGUAAACAGUGUGGCAAAGCUCUCAGUUCUCCCAGUUCUCUUCGAAUUCAUGAAAGGAUUCACACUGGAGAAAAGCCCUAUAAAUGUAAAAAAUGUGGGAAAGCAUUCAGUUGUCCUAGUUCUAUUCGAAUACAUGAAAGAACUCAUACUGGAGAGAAACCCUAUGAAUGUAAGGAAUGUGGCAAAGCCUUCAUUUCCCACACACGUGUUCAAACACACAUGAUAACGCACAAUGGGGACAGACGUUAUAAAUGUAAAGAAUGUGGGAAGGCAUUCAUUUUUCCUAGUUUCUUACGAGUACAUGAAAGAAUUCAUACUGGAGAGAAACCCUACAAAUGUCAACAAUGUGGUAAAGCCUUCAGAUGUUCCACUUCUGUUCAAAUACAUGAAAGAACUCAUACAGGAGAGAAGCCUUAUAAAUGUAAGGAAUGUGGGAAAUCCUUCAGUGCUCGUCCAACCUUUCGAGUACAUAUGAGAGUGCAUACUGGAGAAAAGCCCUAUAAAUGUAAAGAAUGUGGGAAAGCCUUUAGUCGUACAACUUACUUUCGAAUACAUGAAAGGACUCACACUGGAGAAAAACCCUAUGAAUGUAAAAAAUGUGGGAAAACCUUUAAUUAUCCUCUAGAUUUGCAAAUACAUGAGAGAAAUCACACUGGAGAAAAGCCCUAUGAAUGUAAGGAAUGUGCAAAAGCCUUUAUUUCUCUUGAAAACUUUCGAAGACACAUGAUAACACAUACUGGAGAUGGACCUUAUAAAUGUAUGGAAUGUGGGAAAGCAUUCAUUUUUCCUAGUGCAUUACGAACACAUGAAAGGACUCAUAGUGGAGAGAAACCCUAUGAAUGUAAACAAUGUGGGAAAGCCUUUAGUUGUGCUGGUUAUGUUCACAUACAUGAAAGAACUCAUACUGGGGAGAAACCCUAUGAAUGUAAGGAAUGUGGGAAAGCCUUCAUUUAUCCUACAAGCUUUCAAGGACACAUGAGGAUGCACACAGGAGAGAAACCCUAUGAAUGUAAAGAAUGUGGGAAAGCAUUUAGUCUUCACAGUUCCUUUCAAAGACAUGAAAGAAUUCAUAGUGGAGAGAAACCUCUUGAGUGUAAGCAAUGUGGCAAAGCUUUCAGUUUGUCCAGAUCCUUAAAAAAACAUGUUAGAAUGCACACUGGAUAAAAACCCUAUAAGUGUAUGCAAUAGGGGAAAGUUUUCAAUUUUAAAAAGUACUAUCAAAUUUAUGAAAAUUCCUGCUAUAGAGAAAUCCUGUAGAUGUAAUUAAAAUGGAAGGCUAAAUGCAAGGUAAUUCAUGUACAGUUAGGUGCCACACAAUGA